Cladophialophora immunda is the source of this 1348-nucleotide messenger RNA. RefSeq names its product 3-hydroxyisobutyrate dehydrogenase. Gene Ontology annotation, cellular component: mitochondrion. The coding region runs from base 102 to 1124 and encodes 340 amino acids. Gene Ontology annotation, molecular function: NADP binding; NAD binding; 3-hydroxyisobutyrate dehydrogenase activity. Gene Ontology annotation, biological process: L-valine catabolic process. The record is from RefSeq and is a predicted model, not a curated record. Lineage: Eukaryota; Fungi; Ascomycota; Eurotiomycetes; Chaetothyriales; Herpotrichiellaceae. The transcript is spliced from 3 exons.
CGGCCAACACUCCGCACUCUAACUUCCACUUAACCUGCGUCCAUCGGCCGCAGUUAGUUGCUCCCAAUGCCAGAUGUGAGCACCAGGCAAGCUCAGCAGCGAUGACGGCGCCUGUCAUGUCCCUCGCUCUGCUGCGGCGGGCUUCACCAUCGCAACCCUUUUACAAUGGCCUCAAGCGGCACUUUUCCAGCACAGUUGGGCGUGAAGCGUCAUGGGGCUUCAUUGGCCUGGGUGCCAUGGGCUACCCUAUGGCGAAGAACCUACGAGCCAAGAUCCCCGAAGGGGACUCGAUGACCGUCUACGAUGUCAACGCUGCGGCGCUGGAGAGGUUCACUCAGGAAGCUACACCGACUGGAGUGGUCGUGGCAAAGAACCCUCGGGAGGUGGUUGAGAAUGCGGACAAUAUCAUCUCGGCACUCCCCGAACCCCGACAUGUCAAGGGUGUCUUUGAAGAAAUCCUCGCCUCUUCCCUCCCCAAAGCUCCCACGGGGCCGUCGAGACUGUUCAUCGACUGCUCGACGAUCGACCCCAUCACCUCGCGCGAGGUGGCCAAGAUGGUCAAGGACAAGGCGGGCGCCGACUUCGUGGACGCACCCAUGUCCGGCGGCGUCGUGGGGGCGCGCGCCGGCUCGCUGACGUUCAUGGUCGGGUGCGAGGAAAAGGACAUCCCGCAGAUCGAGAAGAUCCUGCUCCUCAUGGGCCGGAAGGUGUGGCACAUGGGCCCGCAGGGGACGGGCCUGAGCGGGAAGCUGGCCAACAACUACGCGCUGGCGAUCAACAACAUCGCGUGCGCCGAGGCCAUGAACCUGGGCAUGCGGUGGGGCAUCGAGCCCAAGGCGCUGGCGAACCUGCUCAACUCGGCCACGGGCAAGAGCUGGCCCAGCGAGAUCAACAACCCCGUCCCCGGCGUCAUCGAGACCAGCCCCGCCACCCGGGGCUACGAGGGCGGCUUCGGCGUCAGCCUGAUGAACAAGGACCUGCGCCUGGCCAUGACCGCCGCGCAGGAGGCCGGCGCCAAGCUCGCCCUCGCCGACAAGGCCAAGGAGGUCUACGACCAGACCGAGAAGGAGUACAAGGGCAAGGACUUCUCGGUCGUGUACCGCUGGCUGGGCGGGAAGGAAUAACGGCGAGCCGCCAGGGCGGGCGUGCUGCUCUCUGUCCAAAAAAAAGUCCCAAGCGUGUAUCCUACCUACCUACAUAAAUACGUAUAUGCAAGUACACAAGGUUUCAGCGGACGUACAUGAGACAUGGUCGAGAUACGGCCAGGCCAUGAAAGCGCCGUAUCCAUAGCAUGGGAAACAGGUCUGACAGUUAUUCCAUACAACUAGCUGGGCAUUUCUCGAGUCGA